Meyerozyma guilliermondii ATCC 6260 is the source of this 699-nucleotide messenger RNA. RefSeq names its product sugar O-acetyltransferase. The record is from RefSeq and is a predicted model, not a curated record. The coding region runs from base 1 to 699 and encodes 232 amino acids. Gene Ontology annotation, molecular function: acetyltransferase activity. Lineage: Eukaryota; Fungi; Ascomycota; Pichiomycetes; Serinales; Debaryomycetaceae. The transcript has a single exon.
AUGACAAAAACAGAGAUUGACAAAGAGCUUGUGGCUUAUGCCUACGAAAACCUCAACAACCUCCCCAAGGGACCAGAGUACGAAAAAAUGAUUCUGGGAGUUCCUUACAACUGUUGGGAUCAUAGCCUCUUUAUGGCGAGAAAUGUAGCCCACGAGAAGGCAAUUGACUAUGCUGGCAUUCGCUUAAAGGAUUACGACUACGACAUCAAAAAACAUCAUGCCGCCAGACACCAAUAUUUGAGUUCCAUAUUUGGCAACAUCCCCGAAGAUGCGUUUAUUGAGCCACCUUUUUUCGUCGAUUAUGGCUGCAACAUCAAAUUUGGCAAAGCAUUCUAUGCAAACUUCAAUUGUACAUUUUUGGAUCCAACAUUGAUCACUUUUGGCGACAAUGUAAUGUUGGGACCCAACGUGACUUUCACCACGGUAUCCCACCCCACCGAUCCAAAGCGUAGAAUUACCGCCGAGGAAUAUGCCGAGCCAAUCACCGUAGGUAACAAUGUUUGGUUUGCAUCCAAUGUGGUGGUUCUUCCCGGAGUUACUAUCGGAGAUGGUGCCGUUAUUGCUGCGGGGGCCGUGGUGCGUACUAAUGUUGCAGCCAAUACUGUUGUGGCAGGAAUUCCAGCACGGGUGAUCAAGACUUACGAGACGGAAGAAGAGAAAAAGGAAGUCAUUGACAAGCUUGAGCAUGGAACUCAUUGA